Scutellospora calospora is the source of this 165-nucleotide messenger RNA. The record is from the annotation of a GenBank genome assembly. Lineage: Eukaryota; Fungi; Glomeromycota; Glomeromycetes; Diversisporales; Gigasporaceae.
AUGAACCAAAUAACAUUUUUAAAAAAGGAUACAAAUUCUUAUCAAAUUUCUAUUCAUGCAGCUUUGAACUUUCUUAAAAAACAAAAAAAUAGUUCAACUGCAUCUUUAAGUGUUCGUAGAAUUGCUUUUAAUUAUAGAGUUGCUGAACAAACACUAUAUGAUGCU